Theobroma umbraticum is the source of this 951-nucleotide messenger RNA. RefSeq names its product mitogen-activated protein kinase kinase kinase 20-like. The record is from RefSeq and is a predicted model, not a curated record. Lineage: Eukaryota; Viridiplantae; Streptophyta; Magnoliopsida; Malvales; Malvaceae. Gene Ontology annotation, biological process: signal transduction; protein phosphorylation. Gene Ontology annotation, molecular function: ATP binding; protein kinase activity.
AUGGAUUAUGCAGUAGUGAAAGGACUAACAAGGGGUGGUUCAACCCUGGAGUGGAUCAAUGUCAAGACUCUGGGCGAGGGUUCCUUUGGGGUUGUUCACUUGGUGAAACCAAUCAAACCUGAUCUUGAUCCAAUUUUUGCCGCAAAAUCUUGUCUUUACCAGGAGUCCCUUUCACUCCAGAAGGAACAACGAAUCCUUCGACGACUUGGUGGCUGUCCAUUUAUUGUUCGAUGCUUUGGUGAUGCAUUGAGCAUUGAUGAAAAAGGGGAGGUGGUUUACAACUUGUUUCUUGAAUAUGCUCCCCGUGGAGAUCUUUUCGACUUAAUAACCAAACGAUAUGGGGGCAAGAUACCGGAAUGUAAUGCCAGGUUCUAUGCGAGGAUGCUGGUUCUAGGGCUUCGGAAUAUUCAUGAGAGAGGCUAUGUUCACUGUGAUCUCAAGCCAGAAAACAUCCUUGUUUUUCCUUUUGAUCUCAACGGUUUGAUUAAUGGUCUAAAAAUUGCUGAUUUUGGCCUGGCUAGGCAACCUGGAGAAAGAGUAGAUGGGCCACCUGGGAAGGUAAAUUUUCCAGGUACAGCGGUUAACAUGCCACCAGAAUCAGUUGAGAAUGCGAAAAUCAGUGCUUCAUUAGAUAUAUGGUCACUAGGGUGCGUUGUUCUCCAGAUGAUUACUGGAGAACCACCAUGGGAAUAUGAGAACCUAACGGAUCUGGCCAUCAAGCUUUUUCAUUCCAGGAAUCCACCAAAAAUACCAGAAAACAUGUCAAGCGCAGGAAAAGAUUUCUUGAUGAAGUGUUUUGCACGGAAUCCUAGUGAAAGGUGGACUGCUGCUAUGCUGUUAAACCAUCCAUAUCUCCUUCCAGACUUGCCAUCUCAAACAAACUCUCUUCACCGUGCUCAAGCUGGUAGUCGCCUUCCUUCGAUGAAACAUCAAACGAUGCAAUUUAACUAG